CUCGACGCGCUCCGCGCGGAGAUCCUCGCGGCGGCUCCGCUCGCGCCGCUCGCCGACGACGGCGGCGACGACGUCGAGGCCUGGAACGCGCUGCUGGCCGAGGCGCCGGGCGAGACCUGGCUCUCGGCGCCCUGGCUGCUGUCGGAGUUCUACCUCUACCGGCGCGUCGCGGCCGCGACGGCGUGGUUCGGUUCGGCAAACGCUCCGGACGUCUUCGACAAGUCGAAGGCCGCGGGCCUCGCGUCCGCCGGCGCGACGCUCGACGCGCUGGGCGAGCGGUGCGCCGCGCUGCUGGCGGACCCGGGCUCGUCGGCGCUCUUCCUCUCCAUCGCGCUGUGGGGGAACCGCAUGGACCUGUCGCUGUGGCCCGCGGGCGCGAACGUCGCCGCGUCCGCGGAGGCCUUCGACGGCGUGCUCGACGCGUCGCAGAAGCAACUGCUGGCCGACGACACGCCGGCGGUGCUGGAGCUGUUAGAUCAGAUGCGCGCCAAGGGGGGCGGGGUCGUGGAUCUCGUCGUCGACAACGCGGGGUUCGAGCUGUGUACGGAUUUGCUCCUCGCGGAGCACCUCGUCGCGUCGGGCGCGGCCAAGACCGUGCGCUUCCGCGUGAAGCACCACCCGACCUUCGUCUCCGACGCUCUGGAGAAGGACGUCGACGGGCACAUCGCGAGCCUGGCGUCGGGCGCCUUCCCCGCGGCGGCGCGCGUCGCGGAGGCCUGGCGCGAGCGGCGGGCCUCGGGCGCCUUCGCCUGCUUCGCCGAGCCCUACUGGGCCAUGCCCUACGCGCUCUGGCGCAUGCCGAGCGCGCUGCGCGACGAGCUCGCGUCGACGAGCGACCUCGUCGUCGUCAAAGGCGACGCGAACUACCGCCGCGCGCUCGGCGACCGGCCCUGGCCGUUGGACGCGCCCUUCGCCGAGGUCUGCUCCUACGCGCCGGCGCCCCUGCUGUGCCUGCGCACGCUGAAAGCGGAGCUGGGCUGCGGCAUGGCGCCGGAGAAGACGGCCGCCGCCGCCGCGGACGACGUCACGUGGCUCACGGACGGCAAGUGGGGCGUCGUGCACCUGGCGCCCAAG
This is a messenger RNA of Aureococcus anophagefferens, 1074 nucleotides long. RefSeq lists its product as hypothetical. Gene Ontology annotation, biological process: DNA damage response. The transcript has a single exon. Lineage: Eukaryota; Pelagophyceae; Pelagomonadales; Pelagomonadaceae. The annotation marks the transcript as partial. The record is from RefSeq and is a predicted model, not a curated record. Gene Ontology annotation, cellular component: nucleus; cytoplasm. Gene Ontology annotation, molecular function: phosphatase activity.